Molecule: messenger RNA, 631 nt
Organism: Ornithorhynchus anatinus (platypus)
Lineage: Eukaryota; Metazoa; Chordata; Mammalia; Monotremata; Ornithorhynchidae
Gene: GNGT2
Product: G protein subunit gamma transducin 2
Exons: 3
Coding region: 77-286 (69 amino acids)
Biological process (GO): G protein-coupled receptor signaling pathway
Cellular component (GO): heterotrimeric G-protein complex
Molecular function (GO): G-protein beta-subunit binding
Source: RefSeq, a predicted model, not a curated record
GGACUGCCUUCCUUGCCAAAGGCUUCUUCUUCUCUCCCCUCCCCUGGACUGGAGUGGGGAGAGACAGGAGGCCAGGAUGGCCCAGGACCUCACGGAGAAGGAGUUGCUCAAGAUGGAGUUGGAACAGCUCAAGAAGGAAGUGAAGAAUGAGCGAGCUCUAAUCUCCAAGACGGGAAAGGAGAUCAAGGAGUUCGUGGAGGCCCAGGCGGCCGAGGACCCCUUGCUGAAAGGGGUCCCUGAAGACAAGAACCCCUUCAAGGAGAAAGGGGGCUGCUCCGUCAGCUGAUUUCACCCAGGCCGGAGCCUCCAGCCCCCCAUUUGGACCGGCCCUCGCCCUCGCAGGAGCCCCAGUCCCUCGAACCCCAUCCUGCCCCAGAUCCCCCUACCCGGUUACCCUAACUCCCUGGCUAACUCCACCCUCCCCGGCCCCUCGAAUGCCAGUCUCCCCAAUCAACCAACGGUAUUAAUUGAGCACUUACUCUUUGCCCACCUGCUCCAUCACCCUUCCUCCCUCCAAAGCCCCAUCCCUUUCAGCAACUCCGGCCUUUAUUCAAUAGGUCGGUCAAUCAUUCAUUCAGUCGUAUUUAUUAAGUGCUCACUGUGUGUAGAACACUGUACUAAGCGCUUGGGA